AGUAUUCACUUCCCCUUUUAUGUGAAUCACUAGGUGGUGUACACAAGGACUGUCGUAUUUCACGGGUAAUUCAACGGGUUGUUUUAUUGGUCACUGUAUGUGAUGGACAUGGGCGUUCUCGCCCCAGCAAUCGACCUGCAAAUAGCUGACGAAGUAAUCGAACGGGACUCACACGUUAAUGUUUUGGCAUCACCGCGAUUUGCAGAUGUUGAAAGUGAAGUAUCAUCUGAAAGGCUACAGCCGAGAGCGGAAGGAUCAUCGAACCAGUUGAAGCUUUCGGUUGGCGGAGAAGACUCGCCUGAGGAAGAUGAUAUUGAUGAUCUUAGACAAAGCAUGCAUAUGUGGCAUCUUCAUGGGCCGGAAUCAGAGGGGUUUUCUGAGUUUGACGAUGAAGUUGGCUUAUCCGCUGAGCGGGUGCAAUCGAUCAUAGCUGGACAAGGAUUGCUUUUUCAACCUCUCAAUGAGGGAUCGUUCGUUGAAGAAGUGUUCUCUGAAAAGGGCCCAAAAUCUCAUAAUGGCUACCUCUUUGGAGCAAAAAUUGGGGAGGGAUCAUAUGCCAAAGUUAAGGAAAUUGUUGAUGAAACAACUUUGGUUCGUCGUGCAGUCAAAAUAAUCAAACACAGCCGUUUGCGAAAGAUUCAGAACGGACAAGAAAAUGUAGAACGUGAAUUGCGAAUUUUGAAGAAAGUUAGGCACGAAAAUGUGAUUCGAUUGAUAGAGGUGUUUCGACGGGAACAAAAGAACAAGCUAUAUGUUGUACUAGAAUUCUGUAUGGGUUCUGUACAACAGCUUCUUGACGCAGCGCACGAAAAUCGCUUGUCUGACACAGAGACUCAUAGGUAUUUCGUAGACUUGAUCAAUGGUUUGGAGUACCUCCAUUCUGUCGGAAUCGUUCACAAAGAUAUAAAACCCGCUAAUCUUCUCAUAUCUUUGGACUACACAUUGAAAAUCUCGGAUUUUGGAGUUGCUGAGGAGUUGUCACUCUUUCAGAAAGACGAUUCGUGCCAACUUGUCCAAGGUACCCCAAAAUUCCAAGCGCCAGAGCUUGUUUCCGGGAACAUGGAGAGUUAUAGUGGGUUCGCGUCAGAUUUGUGGUCGUGCGGUGUAACACUGUAUAAUAUGAUCUCAGGUCUCUACCCUUUUGAGGGAGCGGUGAUUAUGCGGCUCUUCGAUAAUAUUGCACAUGCUGAAUUAGUCAUGCCAACGAAUGUGGAAUUGCAUCCGGAAUUGGUGGUGUUACUGAAAGGGCUGCUCCAAAAAGAUGCAAAGAAACGAUUUACUGUUGAAUGUGUAAAACAUAACGCAUGGCAUGCAAGGCCGCGAGCAAAAUUCUUCCGUGCAGCUCAGCUGGCAAAGCGUGGAUCUGUUCAGCGUCCCUUGACUGUCUAUCAGGCGCUUGAAGAACGAUUCGGAGGUGUUCCGUCAGAUCGAAUAGUGACGAUGAAUGACCUUGACGAGACGCUUGUCAGUCGCCAACAUCACAGCAGUGGUGUAUCACAUGCUCAAAGCUCAUCGUUAAUACUACCGCCCGGAAAUGGUCGAGCGGGCUCCGAACCAUGUAUCAGCGAGCCGGCUGCCGCCGCCGCUGCCUCACUUUCGCCGACAAGGCCUCGGCCACCUCGAAAAAAUCGUAGUUUGCUCAGUUGUAUACUUCCAAAUCGCUCACCAUAG
Cylicocyclus nassatus is the source of this 1671-nucleotide messenger RNA. The record is from the annotation of a GenBank genome assembly. Lineage: Eukaryota; Metazoa; Nematoda; Chromadorea; Rhabditida; Strongylidae.